Penicillium taxi is the source of this 360-nucleotide messenger RNA. RefSeq names its product EXPERA domain-containing protein. Gene Ontology annotation, biological process: sterol biosynthetic process. The transcript is spliced from 2 exons. Gene Ontology annotation, molecular function: cholestenol delta-isomerase activity; steroid Delta-isomerase activity; C-8 sterol isomerase activity. NCBI's taxonomy places the organism in Eukaryota, Fungi, Ascomycota, Eurotiomycetes, Eurotiales, Aspergillaceae. Gene Ontology annotation, cellular component: membrane; endoplasmic reticulum. Bases 1 to 360 code for a protein of 119 amino acids. The record is from RefSeq and is a predicted model, not a curated record.
AUGCCACGUAGACUUGAUCUUCUAGGUCAGAUGUGGAAGGAGUAUGCGAAGUCCGGUUCUCGAUACAUGACCGUGAAGCCCUUUGUACUUUGCAUGGAGGCGGAUACAGCCAUGAUAGUUGCGGAGUCUCCAUACCGUCAUCCUGCACAAAUGAUUAUCUUUAUGGGCCAGUUCUACGGUGAUGUCUUGUAUUAUGCGACAAGUAUAAUGGAAGAGUUAUACCAUGGGUUGUCUUAUUCUCGCCCGGAGGCUCACUACUAUUGGGGCUACUUUGUCUUGCUCAACGCCUUUUGGAUUGUCAUUCCAGUGCGUAAGCAACCCAUUCUCGUAAAACUCAUAUCACAUAUUCUUGCGUGGUGA